Messenger RNA from Acanthocheilonema viteae, 909 nucleotides. The record is from the annotation of a GenBank genome assembly. Lineage: Eukaryota; Metazoa; Nematoda; Chromadorea; Rhabditida; Onchocercidae.
AUGUCCACAUCUGAAACACGUCAAAAGCCAAAUCUGCUUAUAACUGGUACACCCGGUACUGGAAAAACUACGCUUUGUGAAAUACUGUCGACAAAAUUAGGUUUUAACUACAUCAACUGUAGUGAAGAAAUCGUUGAGAAUAAUUUGUAUUCGGAAUAUGACGAUGAGUUUAGCAGUCAUGUGCUUGAUGAAGACAAAUUCUUGGACCAUAUUGAAGAUAGAAUGAACUCAGACAGUGGAGGAUAUAUAGUAGAUUAUCAUGGUUGUGACCUCUUUCCGGAAAGAUGGUUCGAUUUUAUAUUUGUUUUACGAUGUAACAAUACAAUUCUUUACGAUCGACUUUCUGCUCGAGGUUAUAGCAGCAAGAAAAUUGUAGAAAAUAUUGAAUGUGAAAUAUUCGGAUUAUUACUAGAAGAAGCUAAAGAUUCGUAUGAUGAAGAUAUCGUUUAUGAAUUACAAAAUGAGACAGUUGAGCAGAUGUCUGAUAAUUUGGAAAGGAUAUGCCAUGGACGAAAAAUGUGUAAAAUGUGGGAGAGAAUACGUUUUGGUGCCAGAUGGUGCAGUGCAGAAAGAACAGCACUAGCAAUGAGAGGAAUCGAUUUAAAAAAUGUCAAAUCGAUUCAUUUUUCACUUGAUCCGUUCUACGAUGAUUGUCACUCUUUAAGAGCAUUUUGGUUUCUUAUGAGUUCACCACAUGUUCGAAGGACAAAUCCUUCGACGAAAAUAGAUUGUAAUAUAAGGAAUGAUCGUCAACCACCGUAUUUUUGUGCAAAUUUAAAUGAUGGCAAGAAGUUGUUGUUUCGAACAAGCGGUAUGCAUGUUAUGGAUCUGACGAUGACGUUUAACAGGUUACUGGGAAAUCCGGAAUUUGGUAAAAGCGGUAUCAGACCACUUCCUAAGAUUGAUUAA